CUAAUUAAUGUAUGAAGAAAAGUCUCUGCAGUAGAUGAAGGCUGCCUCUCUAAAAACAUGUGGGCCCCGGGCUGCCAUUGGAUUAACAAAGAGAGAAGUAGCCUACUUGGGAGCAAUACAAUGGUCCAUUCUCAUUCAGUAAUAAUCCUUGUCGGUAUUGCAAGCGGUUUCAUAUGACUCCGCAGAGAAAAGGCUACUACCAACACCUCUCUGGAGAAGUGUUUCGGCUACAGAUUAAAAAAUAGAAAUGUCAACUAUAAAUGUCCGAGUUACAACCAUGGACGCUGAGCUGGAGUUUGCCAUCCUGCCCAGCACAUCUGGCAAACAGCUUUUUGACCAGAUAGUGAAGACGAUCGGGCUGAGGGAAACCUGGUUCUUUGGCCUCCAGUAUCAGGACAGCAAGGGCUUCUCCACGUGGCUCAAGCUGAACAAGAGGGUGACAGCUCAGGAUGUGAAGAGGGACAACCCUUUGUUGAUCAAGUUCAGGGCCAAGUUUUACCCUGAGGAUGUCACAGAUGAACUGAUCCAGGAGGCAACGCAGCGCCUCUUCUUUCUGCAGGUAAAAGAAUGCAUCUUAAAUGAUGACAUAUACUGUCCACCUGAGACUGCAGUGCUCUUGGCCUCGUACGCGGUUCAGGUCAAACAAGGAGACUACAGGAAAGACUAUCACGUACCGGGAUACCUCGCAAGAGAGAAGCUGCUGCCGCAGAGGGUUUUGGAGCAGCACAAGCUGAAUAAGAAUCAAUGGGAGGAAAGAAUCCAGGUGUGGCAUCAAGAGCACAAGGGACUGCUGAGAGAAGACGCCAUGGUGGAGUACCUCAAGAUAGCCCAGGAUCUGGAGAUGUACGGGGUCAACUACUUUAACAUUAAGAACAAGAAAGGAUCAGAGCUGUGGUUGGGAGUGGACGCGCUGGGGCUGAACAUCUAUGACAAAAAGGACAAGAUGACCCCAAAGAUUGGAUUCCCCUGGAGUGAGAUCAGAAAUAUUUCCUUCAACGACAAGAAGUUUCUCAUCAAACCAAUCGACAAGAAAGCUCCGGACUUUGUUUUCUACGUACCUCGCCUUCGCAUCAACAAGCGUAUCCUGGCAUUGUGUAUGGGGAAUCAUGACCUGUACAUGCGUAGACGUAAACCUGACACCAUUGAGGUGCAGCAGAUGAAGGCCCAGGCCAGGGAGGAGAAGAACAAGAGGCAGUUGGAGAGGGCUCUGCUCGAGAGUGAGAAAAAAAAGCGAGAAAACGCUGAGAAGGAAACAGAGAAGAUUGCUCGUGAGACCAUGGAGCUGAUGGAGAGAUUGAGACAGAUUGAAGAGCAGACAAAGAGAGCUCAAGAUGAGCUGGAGGAGCAGACUCGCAGGGCUCUUGAGUUAGAGAAGGAGAGGACAAUUGCUCAGGAGGAGGCUGAGCGCCUGGACAAGGACCGCAAAGCUGCGGUGGAAGCUAAAGCAGCCCUGCUACAUCAGUCUGAAUCCCAGAUCAAGAGCCAGGAAAGCCUGGCCACUGAGCUGGCAGAGCUUACCUCUAAGAUCUCCCAGCUGGAAGACGCCAAGAAGAAAAAGGACGAGGAGGCGAAUAGAUGGCAGGAAAGGGCGACGGUUGUAGAAGCUGAUUUGGAGCGAACCAAAGAGGAGCUGAAGACUAAACUCAUGGGUGUCCACAUCCAGGAUUCAGUCCACUCUAAUAUGCAUGAGCACGACGAGACGGAUGAGAGCAGUGCAGAGGCGAGUGCUGAGCUGACUUCUCCGGGUAUGGUCCGAGAUCGCAGUGAGGAGGAAAGGGUAACAGAGACACAGAAGAACCAGAGGCUGCAGAAAGACCUCAAGUUCCUGAGCGCUGAGCUGGCUGGAGCUGUAGACGAGAGCAAAAAGACCCCCAAUGACCUGAUCCACGCUGAGAAUGUGAAGAAGGGCCGCGACAAAUACAAGACCCUACGUCAGAUUCGUCAGGGCAACACCAAACAACGCAUUGAUGAAUUUGAGUCCAUGUGAGAGGGGCUGCUAUAGGUCCACUCGGACUGAAGGCAAGAUAAGGAUAGAUGAUGAAAUCGGACAUAUUGAGAGAUUUUAGAAGUGUAUAGGUGCAGAUUAUUGCAUAGGUAGAAAAAUAACCUGACAUAACAGGUUGAAUAUGACGGCAAAUUAUAUUAUUACCGCCUUUAUAUGGAUAGUUUGGGUAUUUUGAAGUGGGGUUGUAUGAGGUACUUAUACAUAGUCAGUGUAUUACCUACAGUAGAUGACGGUCGGCAUGCCCCCAGUUUGGAGAAACAGACAGGA
Messenger RNA from Sebastes umbrosus (honeycomb rockfish), 2272 nucleotides. RefSeq names its product moesin-like. Gene Ontology annotation, cellular component: cytoskeleton; adherens junction; plasma membrane. Gene Ontology annotation, molecular function: cell adhesion molecule binding; actin binding. NCBI's taxonomy places the organism in Eukaryota, Metazoa, Chordata, Actinopteri, Perciformes, Sebastidae. The record is from RefSeq and is a predicted model, not a curated record. Gene Ontology annotation, biological process: regulation of cell shape; positive regulation of protein localization to early endosome; regulation of organelle assembly. Bases 248 to 1987 code for a protein of 579 amino acids. The transcript is spliced from 14 exons.